AUGGGUCCGAAGAAGAUGAUGAUGUCUAUUGAAUUAAAACGUGAAAUCAUAGAAAAACAUGAACAAGAUGUGCGAGUAAUUGACUUGGCGAAGAUGUACGGGCGUAGGACAUCAAUGAUAUGUACUGUGCUUAAACAGAAGAAGUUGAUAAGGGGUAUAAAACCAGCUAAAGGCGUUACAAUAAUUUCUAAGCUCCGGACCUCUCUUCAUGAAAAGAUGGAGAAACUAUUGAUGAUCCCACAUACUUCCACAAAAGAGGAAUCGAAAGACUCGUUUAAAGCCAGUCGGGGCUGGUUUGACAACUUUAGGAAAAGGACCAGCAUUCACUCCGUCGUCAGGCAUGGUGAGGCAUUAAGUUCGGAUGUAAAAGCAGCUGAGGUUUGCAUCAAAACAUUUUCCGAAUUGAUAAAAGCUAAAGGAUACAUUCCCCAGCAAGUCUUCAACUGUGAUGAGACAGGGCUUUUCUGGAAAAGGAUGCCGAACAGGACUUACAUAACGGCAAAGGAGAAGACGAUGCCAAGUCACAAACCCAUGAAAGAUAGAUUAACCUUAGCACUUAGCGCCAAUGCGAGUGGCGACUGCAAAAUCAAGCCUCUGCUAUACCAUUCAGAAAAUUCCAGAGCCUUUAAGACUUAUAAGAUUUUAAAAGAAAAAAUGCAAGUUAUGUGGAGGCUGGGUAUUACGACAAGGACCUUAACCUCUGCAUGGAAGACGCUUUGGCCUGAGACUAUAACUGAAAGGGCUUUCAAAGAAUUGGAACCUGAAGUGUCAGUAGUAGAGGAAAUUAUUUCUCUAGGAAAAUCCAUGGGUCUGGAGGUGGAUGAGAGAAAUGUUAACGAACUUGUCCAUGAACAGUCUCAGGAGAUGGAAGAGGAUAUAAAGGAGAUCUCUACAAGAGAUAUAAAAGAGAUCUUGGGAAUCUGA
Molecule: messenger RNA, 924 nt
Organism: Galleria mellonella (greater wax moth)
Lineage: Eukaryota; Metazoa; Arthropoda; Insecta; Lepidoptera; Pyralidae
Product: tigger transposable element-derived protein 1-like
Exons: 3
Coding region: 1-924 (307 amino acids)
Cellular component (GO): nucleus
Molecular function (GO): DNA binding
Source: RefSeq, a predicted model, not a curated record